AUGGUCAACACUGGGAGAUCCAAGGGCUGCAACACCUGCAAGAGGCGAAAGGUCAAAUGCGACGAGGGCAAGCCAGGAUGCCAGCGCUGCAUACGCUUUGGCCGCGAAUGUGAAGGCUACGGCCAAAGACCGCCGCGGGUGAGAUUCGUCACCGACGUGAGAAGGACCAACGAGAAAGACUCGCAGAUUCAGCGACGCGUAGAUGCGUUGGCCUCGCGCACUUCUACUUCUACUUCAGCGCAGCCGACCAUCAUCCCACCGCCAACGCCAAACAAAAAGGAUGCUGCGCUGUCCUUCUUCCUCACCCAAUUCGCUACCCUGGGCCGCAGCGCCGCAUCGUCGACGGGCUUCUUCGAGAUGCUGCCUCUCGUGCUCUCUGGCGAGCGCCACGACUCGGCCGCGUCUCUUGCGCUGUCGGCAGUCUCCAUCGCCAUGUUUGAGCGGUGGCUGGGAUUCGGAAACAAGCCUGGAGCGUCACGCAAGUCGUUUGCUGAAGCCAUCGCGCGCCUCCAAACAGCCAUUGCCGACCCGUCGGAGAGUCUCAGCAGAGCUACUGUCGUGGCCGCUCUGACUCUCCAAUUUCACGACAACGUCUGCGCAUUGUUGGAAUCAAACGGCAUCAAUCGAACUCACCACGACGGCUCUGUAGCGUUACUCCGGCAUCAAGAGCAGGAGAGUAAACGUCCGCGAACUCGCACUUCCUUGGCUCAUCACCUUCUGCAUGCCGAAGUUUCAUUUGCAAUUCGCGAAAAGAAGAGCCUGCCGGUUACUGGAAUCUCCUGGCUUCAAUAUCAUAACGAUUCACUGAAUCCAAGUUCGCUACUCGAUAUUAUUGGCAUCGAUGUCGCGAAUAUCCAACACGAGUUCUUCAACGCGCGUUUGUCUAGUUCAUCCACAGAAGAUAUGCUGUCGGACUUGUUUGCCAAAGCCGCAGUCGUCGACACGAGACUCAAAACAUGGGUCGGUGGAGUCCCAGUUCACUGGCAGCCAGAGCCAUUCGAUCAUAUGCCGCAGUGCAACCCUCCUGUGAUAACAUACUCGCAAGCCUUUGACGUCUAUCGGUCCGUGCAGAUCGCCUCAAUCUGGAACAUCUGGCGAAUCUAUCGUAUAAUAACGCUCAAAGUAUUGCUCGAGUGUCUCGAGCUGAGCGCCGACAAUUUAGACUUUUCAGAUAAUACUCAUUCGUUCAUCCGAGAAAGUAUCCAGAAGAUGGUCGACUCUAUCUGCAGAAGCGUCCCUUUCUUCCUUGGAAACCGCAGCCAUAUGGCAACACUCCACGACUUCACCGACUCCAACAUUUUCCUCCCAAGCCAUCAUCGCCUUAGAGCCAGCAACGAGCUUGUUGAUCACCGAAACGACAGCGAUUACUGGAGCCGGGAUGACCAUUUUAAACACGUCAUUUCCCAAGGGCCUUGGCAUAUUUUGAUUCCACUUAGCCAGCUCAUUGGUAUUUUCUCACAGAGCCACGGUUCAUCAUUUGCUCAGCUACUGGACGUAGAAAGACACAAAUGGAUUCGAGAACAAAUUGUGCGAGCCCGUACUAUCAUGGGCUCACAAAUUGGUAACUACACUGCUGGGAGUAUAUAUGCUGACAAUUAUUAUGGGCUAAUGCGUUUCUUAAGAUUAGUUACUUCUCCCAACUUGGCUGUCAGCCCAAAAACCCCAUUAACAAAACUAUAUUGA
Trichoderma gamsii is the source of this 1683-nucleotide messenger RNA. RefSeq lists its product as hypothetical. Gene Ontology annotation, biological process: regulation of DNA-templated transcription. The transcript has a single exon. Lineage: Eukaryota; Fungi; Ascomycota; Sordariomycetes; Hypocreales; Hypocreaceae. Bases 1 to 1683 code for a protein of 560 amino acids. The record is from RefSeq and is a predicted model, not a curated record. Gene Ontology annotation, molecular function: DNA-binding transcription factor activity, RNA polymerase II-specific; zinc ion binding.